AUGGUAAACCAAUUAUAUGGAAAGUACACUUUAUCCAAUAAAUUGUUAAACUAAUCAACAUUAAUUGAUUUCCAAAUAGUUGAAUAAAUUGAAGUAGACUAAUCAGAUUAGAAUUACCUGACCUUUGGUAUUUGGACAAAAUAUAGUCCAUUAGCUAAUAUAAAAUUGAAGGAUGCUUACGGACUAUUUGACAGUAAUUGCUUUUAGAUACUAAAUUCAGUCGAUUACCCUACUUUAAGUCUGAAUUUUAUUCAAUAUGAUUGCAUCUAUGAUACCACAAAAGAGAUCAAAAAAUUCAUCUAAAUUGGAUUUAGUUAGACUGAAUAGUUUAUAUUUUCAUUACAAAUAGAGCCUUUUGAAUAUGAAGACUUUUGGUAUUUUUUUUAAGUUAUCACGAAUGUCUAGAAAAAAAGUGUAGAAUUAAUAAUUUAUUUUUAAAUAAAUUAAAUGUUUAAAGAAACUCUCCAACUUUCUUUGCCGAAUAAGGAUUAGCAAUUGCUAUUUACUUUUGGGGGGAGUUUAAAAGUAGAGAAUUCAAAUAUUGAAUUAAUCAAAUAAGGAACAAUAUUCUCGCUUUAUCCAGGCUAAGUAAUUUUAUAUAACAAGGAGAUGAAGAGAAUACCUUUAGAUUUUGAUUGUUGGCUGUAAAUUACUAAAUUUUAUGAAGAGAUAGACAAUUGUAAAUGUGUUACCGAUGUUGAUAUAACAAAGAAAAAUUUUCAUUUACUAUUUUUAGACCAAUAGACUAAUGUUUUGAAGAAUUUAAAUUGCAAUUCAUACGUACUUGCUGGAUGGCUGUAGGUAUCACAAAUUCAUCAAUCUUCUUAAGAAUUCAUAUAUUAAUUCAUUAAAAUAAGUUCAAAUUUGGAUGGAAUAUAAGAUGAAAAUUUAGACACAUUUUAGUUUUUUUAUCAAAUUUCUCCGAUUCAAAAUAAAAUAAUAAUUUCAACUUAUAAAUACAAUUUCCCUUCUGUUACAUAAGAUUUUGGAAAUAAUCCAUGUAUAAUUAGAAGAGAAUUACUAAUAUAAAAUGCUAUAACUUCAUGGUAAUAUAUAUAUGUAAAUCUACAAGAAAGUGUGUUAGAUUUCUCAAUCAUAUUUUAUGAAGCUUAAAAUACAUAAUCAUAUGAAACUACAAUUGAUGUUAAGUAAUUCCAUAAUUAUUAGUUAAAAAUUACUUACGGAAACAUUUAAUAAACAAAAUUAGAUUAUUUGGAUGUGAUUGUUAGAGAUUUGCUAUUAAUCAAUUGUUUGUAAGAUUUAAAAUCAGAGAAAUGUCAUUUUAGCUGUUAAGAAUGUGAUGGUCCCACUAAGUUUAAUUGUUUAAUUUGUCCUGUAGAAUCAAAAAGAAUUUAUAUUCCAGAAUCAAAAUAAUGUGCUUGUUCAUACGGUACAAUUGAUUAUAAUAAUUAAUGCAUUGAUUAUAUGGACUAAAACCUUGAGUUAAACCUCUAGUUUAAUGUCAAAUAAGCACAAAAUUUAAAUUGUAAAAUGGGUUACUUUGAAUUUGAAGGCGAUUGUAUAAAAUGGUAAAUAUCAUUUUACUAUUAUUUAGCCCUUAAGGAAUCUACAAAGAUUUCUUAAUUUGCCAUGAUUGUUUUUAAAAUGUAGAUACAUGGAGCUUAAAACCAAUUUGUACUUAAAUUUUGUAAUUAACUUCAAUGUCUGGUUAAUAUAUAGCCCCAAAAAUCGACAAUUUUUAUUUUUAUGAUUCUUCUGACCUAAUCUCUAUCAAACCACCUCAGAGUGAAGGCACUGGUAUUCAAAAUAAGUCAAUUCUAUUUGAAAAUUUCAGGUAAAGUUCUGAAAUUUUCUUUUCUUUUUGUAAUGAAAGAGAAAGCAUAUUUAAUUAAUUAUGUUAUCCUUGCACCAUUCGUUUUUGUUAAAGUUGUGGUUUAACAAUAAAUAGUAAUAUUUUUUGUUUAAGAUGCGAUCAAAGCCAUAAACUUGUUAAUGGUGAAUGUAACUAUUAAUAAAAAUUUAAUUAUGCAUCAUGUUUGCCCCCAUAUUAUGCAUCCUCGUCUAGAGAGUGUAAGCUAUGCACAUUAGAGAAUUGUUUAUAUUGUUUUGAAUUUUCAUCUUCUUUAGAAACUUUUAUUAGCAUUAAAUAAGAUGAUUUAUAUUAUAAUGACAUCAAUAGUGUAAGAGUAGGUUGUAUGUUAUGUGAAAAAGAUUAUAACUUUAAUUUCAAUCUUGGAAGAUGUUUAAAAAAACCUCCAUCUAUUAAUAAUUGUGUAGCAUCAGUAACAAAACUAACUAAUGAAGAAAUAUGCUUAACAUCUUCUUUAGAUUAUUUUCAAGUUUCAAGAGAGAUAAAUCAAUGCGAUUCAUUUAUAUCCAAUUGCUCAAUCUGUUUUCUUGAUUAUAAUAACAAAUUAACAUGCUUAGCUUGUGAAUCUAAUUAUGUAAUAGUUAGUGGAAUCUGCUAUGAAAGCGAAGAGUAAAGUGCUUUAUAUUUAAAUGAAUUCUGGAGUUUGAAGGUAACAAGUUUUUUAAUGAACCUUUAUUAAAAUUAUAACUAUAAUACACCUCUGCAAUUGUAUCCUUGUGGAAAUUUUUGUAAUUCAUGCAAACUCUCAUUAGGAGAGUAUUAUUGUGAAGAAUGCGAUUAAAUAGAAACAAGUUAGAGGUUUAAUGAUAUUAAUAAUAUUUGUAAAACAUGUUCCCCACUUUGUCAGAUUUGUAUAGAACAGCUUUAAGUUGAUAUCCAAGUAAGUAUAUAUUGAUUGUAUUUAGAAAAUUGCACCAUUCCUUUAAACCUCAUAUUUAUAAGAUCUCUAUACAAAAAAAUGUAUUUUCCCUUUUAUAGAUCCUUUUAUUAGCUACAACCCUUAUUUAAAAACUACUUAAUAUUGUUUGAAAGGCGAUUGCAAUAAUGAACUAACUUAUGAAAUUAUUUAAUAUGGUUGUUUUUUUGAUAGGUUUCCAAAAGAACUGGAUUAUUUUGGAAUUCAAACUGAAUAUUUGAAUAGUAUUGGAGCUGUUUCUAUGACCGUAAUUAUCAGAAUAGUACUAGAAGAUGAAUAUUGUACUCUAAUACCUACAAUAGCAACAACUGCUUCUUUAAAAUUUGAUGUGUUUACUUUAGAAAUUAUAAAUUUGAAAUUAUUAACAACUUAUCCUUUUUUCUUACAUAUUUAUAGUUAGAUUCAUAUAGAGGAGUACGAUUCCUUUACAAUGAUCGACUAUGGCAUUGUAUUCCCUAACUUAACUAUGGAAGAUUUUAAUAUCAGUAAUAGCUAUAAUGAAGUCAAUUUUACAUUAAUAAAUAUUACAAUAAAGGAUAGUUUAAUACAAAAUGUUCAAUCCUUAUUUAAAACAAAGAACUUUGGUUAUGUAGAUCUAUAAAAUAUAUCAAUAGUUAAUUCUCAAUUUAUUAAUUCAUCACUCUUUAACUUUAACAAAUUUAACUUAAUGGGGAAUGUUAGAAUCAAUUAAUUACACUUAUUUAAUUGUACUUUUAAUAACUUAAAUUUGUUUGAAUUCUCUUACACCUAAUUUUCAAUUUCAUUAAUUAACCUUACUAUGGACUAAUGUUCUCUAUACAAUUCAGCUGUUUUUAAUUUUUUUGCUUAAAAUCCUUUUGAUGUUCAAAUAUAUCUUUUGAGCAUAUCAAUUUAAAGAUCAAAUUUUAAUCAUUCUUAUUAUUUUUAUUGUUCCUAAUAAAUUGACCUUAUUGCAAAUAAUUUAGUCUUUAAUUUCAAUGAAUUAUUAAAUUCUAUUAUAUUUGGAUUUAGUUCUGGUUUAAAUUCAUCCUAUAUUGAAAUUAUAAACAAUAUAUUUAUUGAAUCUUCAUUUAUUUCAACAAUAUAAUUAAUAAAUAAAUAAUUAGCAUCUUGCAAUUUAAUGUACUUAAUAAUAAGAAAUAACCGAUUUCAAAAUUCAAAUUUGGUUCGACUUUUAUCAGAUUUAUCGUCAAGUGAACUCUUCAUAAGACUAGACAAUGUACUUAUUGAAUAUAAUGAAGGAUUAAUUUUAAGUAGUAAAGGUUAACAAAGUUAUACUCUCAAUCAGGUAAGUUGUUUGUUUAACCUCAAUGGCUAGACUAUUAUUUUGA
Paramecium octaurelia is the source of this 4057-nucleotide messenger RNA. NCBI's taxonomy places the organism in Eukaryota, Ciliophora, Oligohymenophorea, Peniculida, Parameciidae. The record is from the annotation of a GenBank genome assembly.